GAGGGAGGAGGAGGAGGGCGGACGAUGGCGGCCGCCUCUCUCUGGAAAGGGCUGGUCGGGGUCGGGCUCUUCGCCCUGGCGCACGCCGCCUUCUCCGCCGCGCAGCAUCGUUCCUAUAUGCGAUUAACGGAGAAGGAAGACGAGACGUUGCCUAUAGAUAUUGUUCUUCAAACUCUGCUGGCCUUUGCAGUUACCUGUUACGGGAUUGUUCAUAUUGCAGGAGAAUUUAAAGAUAUGGACGCUACUUCAGAGCUAAAAAAUAAGACAUUUGACACAUUAAGGAACCAUCCAUCCUUUUAUGUAUUUAAUCACCGGGGCAGAGUGUUAUUCCAGUCCCCAGACACUGUCCAUUCUUCCUCCAGCCAGGAUGCUUUGUCAUCCAGCACAUCACUGAAGUUGCGAAAACUUGAACCUCUGCACCGUUAAAAAAUUUUAUAGACGAUUCUAAAAAUAUAGGACACUGAGCUGUAAUAUUGGAGCUGGAUAUAAACACUUUUUUAAAAAUUUCUGGAGCAGUAUUUAUAUUGAUCUUCCAGGCUUUAUAGUAUGUGUGUGCGUGCAUGUGUAUCCACACACACAUGCACGCACAUACAUGAAUCUAUUAAAAUAUAUUAAAAGGUCUUUUGAACACUGGUCAUGACAAAUUGUGAAUUGGCAAACAGUGAAAGUUACUGCUAAAAUUAUGCAGUGAAAUAUGCAUUUUUCCUUUCAUUAAAGCACUAUGGUUAACUCACUUCUGAAUUAUCAAAAUCUGUAUCACCAAGUGCAGAUGAUUUUAAUAAGCACAGAAAAGGAUAUGUUGUAUUAUUUUGUUCAACAGUAAAAUAGUUGCGGGUGGCUUGUCUGCUUUGCUGUCUCGUAACUCUCCUUCCACACAAUGUGGUAAUUCCUGCAUCUCGUUUAUUGGUGCUCUGUGUGGAAUAUCUCCCCGCAGAGCCAGUCAAGAUUAAUCUUUUACAAGUAGGAAUUUAGCCAAGAUUUUGCCAAAGGGGUAUGGACUUGAUUAUUAGCCAUUGACUGCAAGUUCCCCGAAAUGCUCAGAGAUUAUAAAAAGUGUGUGCUUUUUGAGAAGUCACAAUGGCCAGGUCAGCUGUAAUCCAUUCACUUCUGUCAUCAAGUUCUUUACUUAUAUCACGUCGUCGUCAUCCAUAUAGCUUGUAGCCAAGAGGAGCUGGAUCGAAAGACUAGGAUUCCUUCAGUAAAAAGGCUCAAGUGGAUGGAAAUGGUAGUCUAAAACAUGCAAGGUGACAGGCAGGUGGGGAAGACUGACUUAGGGAGGAAAAAGGUGGUUUGACAGCAUGCCAAGUUUGCAGACGGAAUAGACUUGGAUUGUCUUGCAACGAUUUCUUGAUUUCGUUUUUUGAUAGUGCCUUUUGAUUUAGCUCCCACUCAUGUGUGCUUUUAAAAACAGGAUAAAGGCCGUGUUCUUGUUCGAGCAACUGAACACGUUCAACUCGUUUUUCCACUGUGCUACGUUUUCAAACCUAAUUGUAUUGGAUCACCAGGCUUCUUCCAGAUUUACCCACCUUGCAAUAUUUGGGGUGCUCCAAGUUCCCUUCAGUUCAAUAAGUUUGCUCCGAGCUUGAUUUUUCACAGAAUGUAACCAACCUCAAAAUUAGCAACUAGAGAUGUAGAGAAGUUGAAUGUCUUGUCUUCAAGAGCAUUGUUGCCCCGUGCGUUUCCGGGGACGAAAGUCGGACUCCGAGUGGGUGACGAGUCGGAUGUGCUCGUGAUUAAAAUAAAAUGCAUGCACUUUACAGAUCACGGGAUAGGAUCUUUCCCUUAGAUGACAACUACUCCAGGGCAGGAAAACAAUGUACAGAAACUGCUUGAACCCAGAAUUUUUUUUUUUUAUCUUGCCAGAGAAGCCGUGCUCUGGCCAAAGAAUCAGAACUCCAGACUUGACUGUGAUAGAUAUUGGCCUUUCAAAACCUGGCAUUGGUGCCAGUUGGUUCAAUGUUGUGGUCCUUCCUUUGAAUUAAGCUCAGCCUUAGCCUUGCAUUCUCUUUUUAGGUGAAACUUGUCAGACAUCUGUAAGGCGGUUGCGUAGCUCUGUUGGUCAUCUUCCUCCUAAUAUCCUGGUGUUAAAAUACCUGCUCAAAAGUAGCUGCCCAUUGGCUAUUCUGUCUCCCGCUCCUUUCUGGGCGAUUGUUUCUUCUAGCAGGUUUUUAAUUCAGUUUGGUACCUAAUAACAUUCUCCAGCCCAAAAUUCAAAACAAUGAAGUGGGCAGUUAAUAGGGUGACAUCCAAAACAGCUCUAUAAAAUACAGUGUUUGCUGUUUUAGUAUACGCUGUUCCAAGCUGGGGCCCUUGUUUGUUCUUUCUCCUGACCCUAAUCAGAGUCCAGUUUUGCCAAGAACUUGCAAAUUUUGCUACAAAAUGGCAGUCUUUCUCCAAAGUCAGUCUUUUCGUGCAUUUGUUAUGGAUUUUGCACUCUGUUCAAGCAUCUUCUGGGUCUCUUAAACUUGCAAGAAAUGAACAGGUUCCCUUUCACUAUCCAUGGUUAUGUUACAAAUGUGCAAAUUUUGUUUCUUUCCCUUUUUGCUCUUGCAAUGUCCAAUAAAGAACUAAUGUUAUUCCAAAA
This is a messenger RNA of Protobothrops mucrosquamatus (brown spotted pit viper), 2584 nucleotides long. RefSeq names its product membrane magnesium transporter 1 (gene MMGT1). The transcript is spliced from 4 exons. Gene Ontology annotation, cellular component: plasma membrane; EMC complex; early endosome. NCBI's taxonomy places the organism in Eukaryota, Metazoa, Chordata, Lepidosauria, Squamata, Viperidae. The coding region runs from base 25 to 426 and encodes 133 amino acids. The record is from RefSeq and is a predicted model, not a curated record.